Molecule: messenger RNA, 2105 nt
Organism: Osmia lignaria (orchard mason bee)
Lineage: Eukaryota; Metazoa; Arthropoda; Insecta; Hymenoptera; Megachilidae
Product: ornithine decarboxylase 2-like
Cellular component (GO): cytoplasm
Molecular function (GO): ornithine decarboxylase activity
Source: RefSeq, a predicted model, not a curated record
GUCUCAUUUAUCGUGCGAUAAAUAAAAAUAAUCUAACAAGAAAGAAGUGUUAAAAUAUGUACAUUUGAACAACAAUGCUUAUCUACGACCAUGAAAUUUGACGUUUAGCAGCAAAAUCAGGCGAAUUUGGAACGGUAUGAAAAAAGAUAGAAAGUGUAAACACACGUGGAGGGAUACGGAUAAGUGGACAAAGACAGGAAAACAAGCGACCAUAAAAACGUGCAGAGACCUCCCGCUGUUUAGUUCGUCCUCCCAUCGACAUGUCUCGUUUGAGUUUCAAUGAAAUAAAGCAGUUCGAAGACACGACGAACGAUGCAGACAUAAUCAAAAGUAUCAUCGAUACGGAGUGCAAAGAGGAACCAUUCUAUAUUCUCGAUGUGGCCGAUGUGAUAGAAAAACAUAAAGAUUGGAUCAGUAAAAUGCCAAGGGUUACACCUCACUACGCCGUCAAGUGUAAUCCGGAUCCCACGGUGAUCAAAAUCUUGGCAGCUAUGAAUGCCAGUUUCGACUGCGCCUCCGAGCAAGAAAUAAGACAGGUGAUGAAAUACGGUGUGAUAGCUGAACGGAUUAUCUUCGCGAAUCCAGCUAAAUGCCCGUCUCACAUCAAGUUUGCCAAGAAGAUGAACGUCGACAAGAUGACAGUCGACAGCGAGAUAGAACUGCUCAAGAUCAAUGACCUUUUUCCGGAGGCGAAAAUAGUGAUUCGUAUUCGUUGCGAUGCCAAGGUUACGCAAAUACCGCUUGGUUCGAAAUUUGGCUGUGAUCCGGGCGAAGAGGCUGUACGGUUGAUACAAUUCACUAAAAGUCUCGGGUUAACUUUGCACGGCUUCAGUUUUCAUGCUGGCAGUCCGUGCGGUGAAUUGAAAGCUUAUAGUAGAGGUAUUGCAAUGUGCAAAAGACUGGUAGCCAUAGCCAGAACAAUCGGUUGCAACGAUGUACAACUGAUCGACAUUGGGGGUGGUUUUCACGGGGAAACAGGAUCGUGUAUAGAUAAACUCUCUAGUGUCAUCAAUGAUGCCAUUUUAGACAUCGAUCCCAGUAUUACAAUCGUCAGUGAACCAGGACAAUAUUACGUGGCAUCCGCGUUUACUCUCGCCUCCUAUUUGCAUACGAAGAAAAUUGUCCCCCGUGGAGAGAAAAUGAUCAGAAUGUAUUAUAUGAAUUGUGGAGUGUAUAAUUCAUUUGUAGAGGAGCUGUUGAAUUUCAAAUCAAGAAUACCAAUUCCAUUGUACAAGCCAACGAGCGACGAGAAAUUUCUUUCCUUCGUUUGGGGUCCAACUUGUGAUUCUUUGGAUUGUAUAGUGAAGGAUGUGCUUUUGCCAGAAUUUCACAUUGGUGAUUGGUUGAUUUGGAGAGAUAUGGGAGCCUACAGUAUAUCCCUCUGCUGUCCAUUUAAUGGUUUUUCCGCACCCCAAGUCUAUCCAAUUAUAAGAGAUAGUCAAUGGAAGUCGUUCACCAGCUACAUCAAUGCAGGACAGAAAUCACAGAAGCCUAUCAGCUGGAAGAAUGGAGUAGAGAAUGCAUUUAUUAAAACAAGCUGAUAAUGAUAUCAGUCUAAGGUUAUUACAGUAUCGUACUUAUUUCCUGCAAUGCUAGAUUAUGCAGCUAAGGUUAUUUAUAGAAUUAUUUCAAGUCCGAAACGUCCAAGUUUAUUACUCUCUGCAUUUCCUCGUUUACGUUUAUCUCCUUCUAAAGCGGAAAUCCCAGAGGAAACUUGGACGUUCUGCAUUAAAACUUUGGUACGACAAGUUUUAUAAAUAGAACGUACUAUUCAUUGAGUCAGUUGAAUGCAUUUAGCAAAGAGACCUAUGGACUUGUAAAUAUCGCUACAAAAAACAACAGAAAUUACGAAUGCGAAUGGGUAUUACGUUCUCAAAGAAUGAAUAAUUAAUAGUAUUUUAUAUACUUUUAUUACGUACAGGUAGAAUUUCACGUAAGAAAAUAAACUGUUCAUUUGUUAAAUUAUCGUGUUGCGUUACCUCGUCUUGAAUAAAUAAAUAUCCUGUUAUUGUUCUGAGUCACUCGAUGUAACAUUCAGCCCAUUCCAUCUGUAGAAAGAAUUAUACGUAAUUAAAUUCAUUGAAAUACAAGUUUAUAUCAAUUUA